Molecule: messenger RNA, 1269 nt
Organism: Lingula anatina
Lineage: Eukaryota; Metazoa; Brachiopoda; Lingulata; Lingulida; Lingulidae
Cellular component (GO): nucleus
Source: RefSeq, a predicted model, not a curated record
UGAUACUUCUAGUACCUAUGGAGUAUUUUGGCAAUGUGCUUAUUUUGGCAGGACACGUACUAAAAUACUAUUGUAUAAGUACAUUUAUUGUAAAUGUUGCUUCACAGAUAUAAUGUUUUACUUCAGGUAGAAAGCAGAGACAUUUCAAGCAUGGAAUUAUGUAGCAACCAACCCUCACCAAGCUCCAGUGCCAAGGCAGGAAGAAAACCAUGCUUCACCAGAAUGGAAGAAGUUACUCUCGUGGAAGAGUACAACAAAAGAAGGGACCUGCUUGAGGGAAAAGUCUUCUCAAAGAUAACCCUAAGUCGUAAACGUGAAUUAUGGGGAGAGAUUGCCUGUAUUUUAAAUAGCAUGAACCCUUCCAUCAAGAGGAGCACUGAGGAAGUCAGAAAGAAAUAUAAAAACAUUGUUCAAAGUGCCAAAAGGAAGAGGAAUGCUUCGUGUAGACACCAAACUGAGGGAGGACCAACAAUUCCUCUGUCUGUUGCAGAGGAUCAGAUCAUAAGAGAUAUGGAAGGAAGGCUUUCAAGGCCUUCAUCUUCAGUUGAAACUGGGCUAUACUUUGUGAUGCAAGAAAAUCUGGCAUCAGAAGAAGGUAGUGUACCCCCGGAUGAAAUGCUUACAGAUGAAAAUACAGGAAAAAAUGAAAGUAACAAAAGUGUAACUGCCAGGUCAAUCCAAAUCCACAAAAAGACAAAUUUACGAAAUUUAUAAACAAUACCUUGAAGAAAGCACAAAAUUAAUGGUAUUAAAGCAAAAAAAGCUGCAACUAGAAAUUGAAAUCUUAGAGAAUGAAAGACCAAGUAAACCCAAUUGAGUAUACUGGGUAGAUCUACCUGUAACACUAUAGCCGUGGAAUGGAAUGUACAUGUAGACCAAGAACAACAGGACAAAAGGUGCAUGGUGCAAUCAAACCUGUUAAAAAACUUGAUAACUUCAUGAAGUGCCCUUUCCCAGUGGGAAUGGUAUUUAAAAUCACCACAAGAGGGACACUGCCGGGCUUAACUGCCAGUGAUUUCAAAUAUGUCACGUGAUCUGGCUGACCAAUACCCAAGUCUUCUGCAGGGUACUAAGUAUGGACAUUGCGUUAGGGCUCUCAUGCCAGUUUGCUUUUAAUCGGCUUAAAGCAUAAGGAUCAAAGAUUUUUCCACCCUCCUGUCCCUCAUAUGGGCGGUAGGCGCCUCUUACAAUGGCAUUAUACGAUUUGAUGUUCACUUACUGCCUGCAGUAUCAGGAAUUUUGAAUAGCAGCUCUUAGUAAUAUUGCUAC